Dichotomopilus funicola is the source of this 972-nucleotide messenger RNA. RefSeq lists its product as uncharacterized. The transcript is spliced from 2 exons. Gene Ontology annotation, biological process: maturation of SSU-rRNA from tricistronic rRNA transcript (SSU-rRNA, 5.8S rRNA, LSU-rRNA). The coding region runs from base 1 to 972 and encodes 323 amino acids. NCBI's taxonomy places the organism in Eukaryota, Fungi, Ascomycota, Sordariomycetes, Sordariales, Chaetomiaceae. The record is from RefSeq and is a predicted model, not a curated record. Gene Ontology annotation, cellular component: nucleolus; preribosome, small subunit precursor.
AUGGGCACCAAAAGAACCCACCCACCCUCCACCCCCUACGAAAACCCCGCCCGCAAACGCCUGCGCACCACCUCCUCCUCCUCCUCACACCAAAACCAGAACCCGCACCACCGCCGCAAACAAACCCCCACAGCCCCCAUCGACCUAGACAGCCUAACCGCCAUCAAGAAACGCGCCCGGGCCAUCGAACGGCUGCUGGCGCGGGGAGGUGGCAGCGAUGGUGCCGGGACCCUCCAGCUGCCGGCUACGAAACAGAAGGAUUUGGAAAGGGAACUGGCGGCGCAUAGGCAGCGGAUUGAGGGGGCGAGGGAGAAGAAGGAGAGGAGUAGGAUGAUUGGACGGUAUCAUAUGGUGCGGUUUUUUGAAAGGAAAAAAGCCCUCCGCUUCACCAAGCAACUGGCCAAACGCCUCGCCCAAGCCACCGACCCCGCCGAAGUAGCCCAGCUGCAGGCCGACCUGCACGUGGCGCAGGUCGAUGUGGAUUAUGCGGUCUACUUUCCGUUUAUGGAGCCUUACAUCAGCUUGUAUGCCGGCGUAACCAAGGAGGAGAAAGGAAAAGGGGAGGAUGAUACAGAGGUGAAUGGAAAUGAGACGAGUACAGCAGCGCAGUAUUUAAGGACGCCACGGCCGGCGAUGUGGAAGGUUGUGGAGAAGACGAGGGAGCAGGGGAAGGCUGCGUUGGAGAGGUUGCAGAAUCGUCGGCUGGUGGGGGAGUCAUCUGCUGGUGACUCGGCUGGAGGCUCGGCUGGAGGCUCGGCUGAGGGAGGCGUUAAGACGAUGAGAGGUAAAAAGGUAAGAAGUGAAGAGAUGGGAGGUCAAGAGAUGGGAAGUAAAGAGAUGCCAGAGAAGGGUGGGCGGAGAGAGAGGCGGGCUAGAGAGAGGGAGGAGAGGGCGAAGAGCGGACGGGGUAAUCAGACGAAAAAUGAGGCUGAGAGGGCCGAGGAGGAUAGUGAUGGAGAAUUCUUUGAGUAA